CGACACACAGAAUUAAUUCGGUAAAGUUGAUGUUCAUAUUUUUUCCAUUGAAUUUGAAGCUAAACUUAGUAAUUCUAUGGUGCAAUAACAGUAAAUAAAUACAGUGACAGAAGCUAAAUCGUUUCGUGAUUGACAAACGUAAUUGACGAGUAAAGUGAUUCUACUAGAAAUACGCAAUUUGGUGGUGCGCUUUAAUUUUAUAUUUUUAUAAAAUCGAAAUCCAUAUCAAUCGUACAAAGUGUGGUUAUGUCAACUCUGUCAAAUUAUCACUGAGUGCAUUUUUUUGAACAAACUGAAAAAUGUUUGGUGGAUCGUCAAAACCAACGUUUGGCACUACACCAGCAAGCGGUUUCGGAUUCAACAAUACAGCGACGACCAGUCCAUUUGGUACACAACCGGCGUUUGGUAAACCAGCUACAACAGGUUUCGGCCAACCAUCGGCAUUCGGACAACAAUCGAAUAUGUUUGGUACGACACAGCCGAGCGGUCUAUUUGGUGGUAAUCAGGCACCUGCCUUCGGUUCAGCGCCGACACAACAAUCGGGUUUCGGUGCAUUCGCCCAACAGCAACAGGCAAACAACACUUUGUUCGGCUCAUCAAUGCAACAAAAUAAACCGUCAAUUUUCGGACAGCCGUCAACAUCGGCAUUUGCGAAACCUGCUGGUGCUUUUGGAUUUGGAUCGCCACAGCCACAAACAUCAUUAUUCGGGCAAGCGAGCACAUCGACUACAGCGAAUGCCAGUUUUAGUGGAUUUGGAACGAAUGCUACGAGCGGUGGACUUUUCGGUGCUACAGCAACUCCAGCGUUCGGACAAUCACAACAGACUGGUGCAAAUGGCUCUGCUAUUGUCAAGUAUCAAGCACUCCACGGUACAGACACGUUGAUAAAGGGCGGUGCGUCGACUACUGUCAACACGAAGCAGCACUGUAUCACUGCUAUGAAGGAAUAUGAAUUGAAAAGUCUGGAAGAGAUCCGAAUCGAAGAUUAUACGGCCAAUCGUAAGGGACCUCAAGCUGGUGGUAUUCCAGGAAGUUCCAGUGGACUGUUUGGUGCAACUGCUCCAAAUGGUGGAGGAUUAUUCGGUGCUCCAGCUUCUCAACCAUCUACUGGACUUUUCGGACAACAGCAACCGGCAGCAAACACAUUAGGUGGAUUUGGUGCACAACCUGCAACAAACACUUUGGGUGGUUUCGGUCAACCACAAUCCAGUGCAUUCGGUCAAGCACAGCCGGCACAAUCAACCGGGCUAUUCGGUAAAUCUUUUGCUGCGCCUGCAACAUCAACAGCUUUCGGUGGUUUUGGCACAGCAGCACCGGCCAACGCCAAUAUGUUUGGAGCGAAACCGUUCGGCCAACAAUCAGGUAGUCUAUUUGGAGCUACGCCCCAAGUGUCGGGUGGUUCUACAUUCGGACAACAGCCUACAACGGGAUUCAGCGCUUUCGGUCAAACCUCAGUCAACCAACCGGCACCACUCUUCGGAUCGAGUGCUACAACCAAUACUGGGUUCGGCAUGGGCCAAACUUCAGCUCCGAAUACCGGAUUCGGCGGCUUUGGUGCCACCAAUACAAAUGCUAAUGCCGUUGGUGGAGGCGGACUGUUUCCACAACAAAAGCCUGCAACUGGUUUCGGUGCUGCUCCCGCUUUUGGUGCACCGACAUCUACAUCCACAGGAUUCGGUAGCUUUGGACAGCCCAACACCUCCGGUUCAAUGUUCAACAAUACGUUCAACAAAACAGCAUCCACACCGUUUGGUGGCUUUCAAUCAACAGCACCGAAUAUGGGAACUGGCCUUGGACUAGGAGCCAACAAUUCAUUAUUUGGUCAAAAUAAACCUGGAAGCUUGUUCGGAACGAAUACAGCUCCAACUGGUGGCUUGUUCGGUUCCAGUUUCGGACAAACGAACACAUUGGGUGGUCUAGGCCAAAACACCAUGGGAAUGGGACAAGGACUGGGAAUGCAACAGCAACAGGUUCCGAUUCAUCAACAAAUAUUAGCGAUGACAACUUCACCGUACGGUGACAAUCCCAUUUUCAAAGAUCUAAAACCAGCGUCCGGUCUGAGUGAAGAUGCGUUACGACCAACAAAUCCUGCCGCACAGAAAGCCAUCCUGGAGUCAUCAUCGUCAAAUCAAUUCAAAGUGACGCCAACUGUUGGCAGCGGUUUAAAAGUCAAACCAAUUCAGUCGUCCCUAUCAAAGAAAUCGCUGUUCGGCGGCCUAGAAGAAUUCGACAGUUCGGUUGAAGAGAGUUUUUGCUUAAAACCGAAUGCUAAGCGACUCGUCUUAAAGCCAAAAUCAGCUCAAAAGGUAUCGCCCAACCAUACAAGACCGCUUCAAUCUACUCAAAACACGUCGUUCACCGGAAACUUCGAGAAUGCAAAGCAUUUGACCAGUUCGAAUUCGAAAGACAAUGCAGACGCCGAACAAUCUUUUAGCAAUCAAAUACCAACAAAUCUAUCAGCGCAAAAUACAGACCAAGAAAAUGUACGUCGUGUGUCUUGGCUGCAUUCGAAGGCGUUGGAAAAGGUGGCGAAACCUAGACUGUCCGAUUUCCAUGAAAAUACGAUAAAGGAGCUGGUCACCACACCAACAUCUAAAGACUCAACGAAGCAAAUAUCAAAGUCAACCACCGCGUCGCCUUUGACCGGUGAACAUCAAGCAGCAAGUGCACGAGACAGCAACUCAUUGACAUUCGAUUUGACACAUACCCCAGCAUCGACGGACAGUUCGUUUGCUUCGCAUUCAUUUCUGGAUGACACAAAUCCUGAUUUGUCGUUGAUAAAUGUGGCUCCGAAUGCGGCUGGUGUUAUUUUGACACGAGCUAAAUACUAUACGAUCCCAUCGCUAGAUAAAUUGGAAGAUUUUAUGAAUGAAGACGGCAGUUGCAUUGUGCCGAACUUUACAAUCGGUCGCAAAGGUUACGGCAAUGUGUACUUCAAUGAGCCGAUCGAUUUAGCCGGCUUGAAUUUGGACGAGCUGGUUCAUUUCCGGCAUAAAGAGGUUAUCAUCUAUCCGGAUGAUGAGAACAAGCCACCGGUGGGAACGGAACUGAACCGUAAAGCGCAAAUAACAUUGGACCAAGUGUGGCCACAUGACAAAACAUUGCAUGAAGCAAUUAAAGACAAGGAACGGUUAGAUCUAAUGGACUAUGAAGGUCAUUUGCGUCGGGUGUGCGAAAAGCAUGACACACGGUUCAUUGAAUAUCGGCCCGAAAGUGGAAGUUGGGUAUUUCGCGUUGAUCAUUUCUCGAAGUACGGGCUCAGUGAUAGCGAUGAGGACGACGCACCAGCUGAUCCGAAAAAGGCAAAACUUGCUACUGUUACCGGUACCGGUGACAAUGCGAAUCGAAAUUUGGUGGAUGUGGCUAAGGUCGCAGCAAUUGGAGGCUUAGCAAAACCCAAUCAGACAGUAGUCAAUGAUAUUCCACUAGCGAAUCACAGUCUCGGUGGUUUAACGUCGCGUUACGAUCUUACAGAGCACAUCGACGACUACAAUUUGUCGCAGCAUCGCUUUCAAGCACGAAGCCCAUCAACAUCACUGGCCAUGGACAUGGGAACAGAUUCACAUAAACUUCAAUUGAUGAAAGCGUCGUUUUUCGCUGACGACGACUACGAUGGUAAAUCGGUUAUAUCGGAACAAUUAGAAGGUCGAGACAGUCCCGAUCAAAUUGUGCCAAGUAGACCGGGCAUUCGAAGUCAUUUGUAUUCGGCGCCAUCUUCAGUGCAUAGUUUAUCGCGUGGGUUACCCAGCACCACUAGCUCAAUUUUGGAGAUACCCGUUCCGAAUCUUGUCGUUCCAGCGUUUGACUGCUUUCAACACCCGGAUUCGGUUAAGGAUGUGGGAAUGAAACCGACGGAAAAUCAGUCCACCAAAGUAGUUCGACCAACCGGUCCGCGAUCAGUGCCACUCGUCGUCAAACCGAAAGUGGCGUUAAUUCGCUUCCCCAACACGGUUAUACCAUUCGAAAAGUCUAUUGCUCGACAGUUGAAUGGACGAUGUGCGUCUGAUGUUGCACUUAUGCGAUCUAGGGGCUUUAAAGUCGGCUGGGGACAGCAGAAUCGAAUUUUUGUUCUCAGUACCAUUAACAACAACCAUCAUUUAGUAAGCAAAACCGUUGACUUGGAUCAACUGGGCAGCCUAUUCAGCGGUCGAGCAGAAGUGGACAAUUCUGGAAAUAUCGUUCAAGGACUACAAAUAGCAUCAAUGAAGCAAAUUCCAUCAUUCCACGAAUCGAUCGAGAAUCAUUUAACGGUUCAACUGAAAUUUAGCACCAAAAAUCGAGUGGCCGGCAGCGACUGUCCGUAUUAUCAGAGCAACAGCGGUACGCAGAUCAUCAACGAACACUUGAAUAUAGCGAAAAUUAAUGUUAAACUGAACGACGUUGGCGAUUAUGUGCUGAGUGUUUGGUCACUAGUGAACGCGUUAUGGGGAGAACAGGAGGAAUUGGAUGGACUGGAAGUAAAUUCACAUUUGACGAUAAUGAGACGAAAGGAAUUGCUGUCAGAAUGGCUGGAAGAUGUUGUCCCCGGUAAAGCAAACAAAUCGAUGGACAAUUUAGGUGACGGUGACGGUUAUUUAAGUCAUCUGCUUCAACUAUUAAGUUGUCAUAAAGUGGAGGAUGCGUGCGAGUUAGCAUUCAAUAAUAACGAUAUGAAUUUGGCUCUGCUUAUGGCACAACUCUCCAGUGGACCAACCGUUAGACAGCUGAUUCAACACCAAUUGUCCACUUGGCAAGAAGUUGAAGCUGAUAAAUUCAUAAAGAAUCCGCGACUGAAAGUAAUGAUGUUAGUUGCUGGUGUCCCAUUGCUGGCAUCGGCCAACGGACCGAUCAACAUAUUUGAGGACAUGGACUGGUUAAAGGCAUUUGCAACAAUUCUUUGGUACAUCAGUUCGGCUCCGUCAUCCAUAACGGACUCCCUGUGCGCGUACGAAGAAUUUUACCAAGCCGACGAAUUUCCUGCCGAACCGCCAAUGCCACCGUACAAUGGGAAAUACGAACCGUGCGCCAAUAACACUGUAAUGGACCUUCGAUAUCACAUACUUAAAUUGUACUCAAAGCGUAGCCAUCCAAUGGAAACGAUUUUGAAUCCAACCACCUACACCGCCGAUCAAAUGGAUUUCCGCUUGAGUUGGCUGCUAUUGCAAACACUGUCGUCGAUCGGUUACCAUCACUGCUCCGAAUUGUCGGCAGCCCAGUUGCAUGUAUCGUUUGCUAGUCAGUUGGAGAAUCACGGAAUGUGGCACUGGUCCAUAUUUGUUCUGUUGCACAUCGACAAUCCGAAUCAACGGGAAUCGGCCGUACAAAACCUUUUAUACAAAUAUGUGUCGCUGUCGCAAGACGAUGAUUAUUUGGAAAAGGAGCGGUUCAUCGUUAACGAUUUGGGCGUGCCGGACAAGUGGAUAUGUUGGGCCAAGUCGGUCAAAGCAGGUGUCCAAAAUAAGUACCAUAAACAAGCGGACUAUUUGUUGAAAGCAAAACAAUGGGCUGCUGCACAUGAUGUCAUCAUGAAGCACUUAGCACCAGAUGCCAUCAUCAACGACGACAUCCCAUACCUCAAGGAACUAUUGGAUCAAUUAGAAAAUCCACGCCUAAUUCCAAACUGGUCAAACGAGGGAAUGAUUCUGAUCGAUUAUGUGGAAAUUAUGGAAAAGUACGAAAGUCUUAAAACAAUUCAUGAGGGCGACAUCGAAACACGCUGGGAAGGACUGAAGCCCCAGUUGAACGAACUUUGUUCGCGCAUCAGUCUGUUUCCCUGUCCGACAGCCAAACAUCGUUUGUGUCAAAGUGAAAUUGCACAAAGAUUAGCCAACUUAAUAAGCGGAAUACGAAUCGUUUGUCCGGAUUUGAGUCCGUUGAAUGAAAUGAAGAUAACGUUAGGAAAAUUACCGUUGCCACAGGAAUAUGCACAACAGAAAUUGAGACUCUUCUUGGACGAUAGUUCGUUGAUGGAAAUGUUGUGAAUUUGACUUUUUUGAUAUAAACAAUUAAAAAGAAACGCAAAAUUCGAAAAACAAUUUUUUUGUAAAGCAAAGCAAAGUUAUUUUUGUAAGUAAGCCAAUAAUCCUGUUUGAUUGUUCAUCUUAUUCGGUAAUAGAGAUAUUUGGUACGAAUUGUUAAAAUUGCUCCACGAUGAAACAUUUAAUAAAUGUAAACAAAUUUA
Messenger RNA from Bradysia coprophila, 6160 nucleotides. RefSeq names its product nuclear pore complex protein Nup98-96 (gene Nup98-96). NCBI's taxonomy places the organism in Eukaryota, Metazoa, Arthropoda, Insecta, Diptera, Sciaridae. Gene Ontology annotation, cellular component: nuclear pore; nuclear pore cytoplasmic filaments. Gene Ontology annotation, molecular function: RNA binding; structural constituent of nuclear pore. The record is from RefSeq and is a predicted model, not a curated record. Gene Ontology annotation, biological process: protein import into nucleus; RNA export from nucleus; telomere tethering at nuclear periphery.